UUCUGUCUGUCACGCUGCGCUGCGUGAGUCGUGUUCACUCGUGUUGGUGUUGUCUCAUCGCCGUCGCGCUGUGCGAUUAUCGUGGGCGCUACAAUGUUGUAAUCGACCAUACAACACAUUCUUUAUAUUUUAGGACAGAAAUAUAUAUACAUCACUAGCGAACGUGUCGUGUAGCUAAUAGUUGAUAAAUAACGGUCGCCGUUUUGGCAGUUAUCACAUGUGUUUAGUGUAAAAAAAGUUAAACAUCCCAGUGCAAGUCAUUUUCUGAUCAGUUUUAUAUGAACGGCCGUUAGAUUUCUCGUUGCAAAUCUAUGGGAGAACUGGUUCCACGCUCACGUAAUAAGUGACAAUGUCUCUCGAGUCUCCGCUUGACAAAUUCUGCGGCUCCAAGUUUUGGGACAGCAACCUAACAUGGCACACAGACAACCCAGAGCUCACAGAAUGCUUCGAGAAGACCGUCCUCAUCUGGGUGCCCUGCAUAUACCUCUGGCUCGCCGCCUUUCUAGAAACCUAUUACAUCAUCAGCAGCAAGGAACGCAACAUACCAUGGAACCCCCUCAAUAUCAGCAAACUCAUAAUAACCAGUUUGUUAAUAGUGUUAACUUUUGCGGACUUGGGGACAACUGUGCAUCGGUUCUCAAGGCAGGAGGAGGAUGUGUUCAAUGUGGAUUAUUACACGCCUAUAGUUAAGAUAUUGACGUUUAGUUUAUCAGCAACCCUGCUAUACUACAAUCGCAAAUACGGCAUGCGAGCGUCAGGGGUGCUAUUCUUCUUCUGGCUGUUCCUAGUGAUAGCCGGCAUCCCCCAGCUGCGGUCAGAAAUCAUCCUCCACAACCAGAAACGAGACGAUGAGAACGUACAGUACGCGUUCGUCAGUUAUUGCCUGUACUACUCGUUGGCGGUAGUCAUGUUCCUACUGAACUGCUUUGCCGACUUACCGCCUAGAGAUACGCCGUACAAAUAUGAAAAGAACCAGUGCCCCGAGAGCGCAUCAGGGUUCCCCAGCCGGCUGACGUUCAGCUGGUUCGACCCGCUCGCCCUAACCGGGUUCCGCAGGAGCCUGACGGAGGGCGACCUGUGGGCGCUCAAGCCGCCCGACUCCUCCAAGGAGGUCGUCCCCAAGUUUGACAAGUUCUGGGAGCGGUCCGUGAGGAAAAUGGAGGUUUCCAACGAAACGCGAGCGACGUACAGCAAAACAUCGGCCAGUGUCAACUUCAAGCCAGAAAGCGAAAGAAAACCCGCGUCCAUACUGCCCGCUAUGUGCCUCACAUUCGGCCCACAAUUCUUGUUUGGAUCCACUUUGAAACUGGCGAAUGAUCUUUUGAUGUUCGUCUCACCACAGUUGCUCAAAUACUUAAUAGCGUUCAUAGGUGACAAAAAUACUCCAGUAUGGAAAGGCUACCUCUACGCAGUGGCCUUACUCGUAUGCGCCUCCAUACAAACCAUGCUCCUCGCACACUACUUUACGAGAAUGUACUUCGUGGGCAUGAGGAUAAGGACCGCGCUCACUAGCGCCAUCUAUAGGAAGUCGCUCAGAAUGUCCAAUGCAGCGAGAAGGGAGUCCACCGUUGGAGAGAUUGUCAAUUUGAUGUCAGUGGAUGCUCAAAGAUUCCUUGAGCUAACCGCCUACCUAAACAUGAUCUGGUCAGCGCCUCUCCAAAUAACGCUAGCCCUUUACUUCCUAUGGGGCAUCCUGGGGCCCUCAGUCCUGGCCGGCCUGGCGGUCAUGAUUGUGCUCAUACCCGUCAACGGAGUCAUCGCCAACAGAGUCAAGAGUCUGCAGAUCAAACAAAUGAAGUAUAAGGAUGAGCGAGUGAAGCUGAUGAAUGAAGUGCUCAAUGGAAUUAAGGUUUUAAAAAUGUACGCGUGGGAGCUGAGCUUCCAGGACCAAAUCCUAAAGAUAAGGAACAAAGAGAUGCACGUGCUAAAACAGACUGCGUACCUGAACUCUGCCACGUCUUUCAUAUGGUCGUGUGCCCCUUUCCUGGUGACCUUCCUUACUUUCUUAACGUAUGUGAUUAGCGACCCUACACACAACCUGACCGCAGAAAAGAUAUUCGUCUCGAUGUCCCUAUUUUUCAUGAUCCACCUGCCACUAGGGCUGCUGCCCCUCAUCGUGGUCUCAGUCAUCGAGACUUCAGUGGGUAUAAAGAGAUUGAACAAGUUCAUGAAUUGCGAUGAGUUAGACAUGAACUCAGUUGAACAUGAUCCUAAAGAACCGAACCCACUGGUAAUGGAGAACGGCAACUUCUCUUGGGGCGACAAGGACGCCGAACUGACCCUCAAGAACAUAAACCUCACGGUGCCCAAGGGGCAUUUGGUGGCCGUGGUGGGAGCUGUCGGCUCGGGCAAGAGCUCUCUACUGUCUGCCUUCUUAGGAGAGAUGAACAAGAUAUCAGGACGAGUCAACACCAAUGGUAGCAUAGCCUACGUCCCACAGCAAGCGUGGAUCCAAAACGCGACUUUGCAAGACAACAUUCUGUUCGGCAAGCCGCUGGCGCAGCAGAAGUACAGUGACGUCAUCGGCAUGUGCGCGCUCAAGCCCGACUUCGACAUGCUGCCCGGAGGCGACCAGACCGAGAUCGGAGAGAAGGGUAUAAACUUGUCAGGCGGUCAGAAGCAGCGAGUAUCUCUCGCGCGAGCGGUGUACUACGACGCGGACACGUACUUCCUGGACGACCCCCUCAGCGCCGUCGACUCGCACGUCGGCAAACACAUCUUCGACAAGGUCCUCGGCCCCAACGGUUUGCUAAAAGACAAGACCCGCCUCUGGGUGACCCACAACGUGUCUUACCUGGCCCAAACCAACCUCGUGGUAGUCCUCAAAGAAGGAGAGAUCUCCGAGGUGGGAAGCUACCAGCAGUUGUUGGAGAAGAAAGGCGCCUUCGCAGAGUUCCUGCUGCACCAUCUUAGCGACACUGAGAGGACCUCGCCCGAAGAACUGGACGAAAUCAAAGACGUGCUUCAGAACAAACUCGGCACAGAAUUCAAGGACAAACUGCAAAGGGCCCGCUCUCUCUCAGAAAGUGCAUCGGAAUCCGACCAGGCUGCUACGGGCGACCGGUCAGGCAGUGUAAAGAGAAAAACGCCGGAGGCGACACCUGCAGAACUGAAGGAAAAGAACAAACUCAUCGAGUCCGAGAAGGCGGAAACUGGCAGUGUAAAAUGGAGCGUAUACAAGCACUACCUGAUGAGUGUCGGCGUGAUGGCAUCCGUGGUGACGGUCCUCAUGAACCUCGUGCUGCAGGUGUUCCAGGUCGGCUCCAACUACUGGCUGGCCGUGUGGUCCAACGACCCCGAGAUGAUCGACAACUCCACAGGCCUCGUGGAUAAAGAGAAGCGCGACCUGUAUCUGGGCGUGUACGGCGGUCUCGGCGUCGGGCAAGUGAUGUCGGUGUCGGUGUCGUCGCUCGCGCUGUACCUGGGCACGCUGGCGGCGGCGCGCGCGCUGCACUGCGGGCUGCUGGCCGGCGUGCUGCGCGCGCCCACCAUCGGCUUCUUCGACUGCACGCCCGUGGGCCGCGUGCUCAACCGCUUCAGCAAGGACGUGGACGUGCUCGACAACGUGCUGCCCAUGACGCUGCGCGGGUGGACCUCCUGCUUCUUUGCGGUCCUGGGGACGUUAUUCGUCAUCAGCGUGUCGACGCCCAUCUUCUUAGUCGUCAUCGUACCCGUGGGCAUCCUCUACUACAUCAUCCAGAGGUUCUACGUGUCCACUUCGAGACAGCUGAAGCGACUCGAGUCUGUGUCGCGAUCGCCCAUAUACUCGCACUUUGGUGAGAGUAUAACUGGCGCGACUACUAUACGCGCGUAUGGAGUCACACAGAGAUUCGUGGAGGAGUCUGAACGCGGCGUCGACCACAACCAAUCCUGCUACUACCCGAGCUGCAUCGCUAACCGCUGGCUCGCGGUCAGGCUCGAGAUGAUCGGCAACCUCAUCAUCUUCUGCGCGGCGCUGUUCGCCGUGCUCGGCCGCAACGACGUGGACCCCGGCAUCGUGGGGCUCUCCGUCAGCUACGCGCUGCAGAUCACACAAACUCUUAACUGGUUGGUGAGGAUGACAUCUGAAGUGGAAACGAACAUCGUUGCCGUGGAAAGAAUAAAGGAAUACGCUGAGACGCAACAGGAAGCCGUAUGGACCGUGGAGAAGGGCCCGGGUUCAACUUGGCCCGAGACGGGCGCGUUACAACUCGAGGGGCUCACGCUCGGCUACCGCGCCGGCGAGCCCGCGCUGCGCGGCGUCACCUGCGCUGUGGCUCCCAGGGACAAGCUGGGCAUUGUUGGGAGAACAGGCGCUGGCAAGUCCACGCUCACUCUAGGGUUGUUCAGAAUCGUAGAAGCCAUAAGCGGCCGCAUCCUGAUCGAUGGCAUCGAUAUCUCGACCAUCGGCCUGCACCAGCUGCGCUCGCGCAUCACCAUCAUCCCGCAGGACCCCGUGCUGUUCUCGGGCACGCUGCGCAUGAACCUGGACCCUUUCGACGCGUACUCCGACGACGACAUCUGGCGGUCGCUCGAGCACGCGCAUCUUAAGAACUUUGUCCAAGGUCUAUCAGCAGGCCUGCGUCACGAGAUAGCCGAGGGCGGUGAGAACCUCUCCGUAGGCCAGCGACAACUGGUCUGCCUGGCGCGAGCAUUACUGCGCAAGACGCCGCUCUUAGUUCUCGAUGAGGCCACCGCAGCCGUGGAUCUUGAGACCGACGAGCUUAUACAGAAAACCAUCCGUUCGGAGUUCGCGUCCUGCACGGUGCUCACCAUCGCACACCGGCUCAACACCAUCAUGGACUCCACUCGCGUCAUGGUGCUCGACAAGGGCCAGCUCGUGGAGUUCGCCCCGCCGGAGCAGCUGCUCCAGGAUAAGAACUCCAUCUUCUACGGCAUGGCUAAAGAUGCCGGCCUCGUCAGCUAGACCACUGCUACAAUACCUAUAUAAUGUAAUCCCAACACCAUCACUCGACGCGCAUUAUUGGCCUCGACAAGAGCCAGCUCCCCCAGAACUGCUGCUCCAAGAUAAAGAACUCCUGGCUAUAGAUGCUGGCCUCGUCAGCUUGACCACUACUGUAGUUUUACGUAUAAUCCCACCGCCGAACAAUCUCGACGCGCGUCGUGCCCCAUUUACUCGAACUCGCGUGCGAUUUUAGUUACAUUGCGGACCGUUGAGGUUACAGAUUAAGAUUGUACUUCUUCUUACCAAUACCGCAAUUUAAUGAAACUCGCAAGCGAGUUCUCGAACCGUAUAAAUAAGCCCUAAGACCUGAUUUAGACCGCGUGCUCGCGUGCGAUUUUAGUUACAUUGCGGGCUGUUGAGAUUGCAUACAAUUAUGCACAGCCAUCAAAUACUGCAAUGUAAUAAACCUCGUACGUUAGUUCUCGAACCGUACAAAUAAGCUUAACUCCUGCAAUAAGAAUUUUACUGUGGCUGCGAGGACGCCUUGUUAGCCAGAGCACUAAAAACAAAUACCCGCCAUUUUAUGGCCUUUCAACAGUUUUACAACCACCGACCAGACUCUUGCCGAGAACAUAAGUUCCUCCAGGUGCUAACCUCUUAUGAGGAACACGACAACUAGCAACGCAGAGACAGAGAUGUGAAAAAUAACCAAAUUGCUGUGAAUAUACAAGGGACAUACGUGAAAUCUUAUGCGGAUUCUGGCUGACAGGCUUGUUUUCCGAACACUAUCCAAGAGGUUAGUUUUUACUAGUUAAAUAAGUUACCUCCGUCUUAAACGUCAAAACUAACAGUUAAUUAAAAAGAGCAACAUAGUUAUUUUUCAUUCUGUUGUUAGUUAGAAGUAAUUUAACUUGUCUGCAGAAAGAUAGCCGAUUGUUGUAAUAUUAAAAAGAAUGGCAGCUUCUAAUAAAUCAAAAUACAACUUACUAUAUAUUGUUUGUGACACUACAGCGAAGUUCUGUCACAAACACUUACGAGGCCUUCAAAGUCUAAAUCGAUCUCUAUUGAUCCUCCACUUAAGUAUGUGAUCUAAAGGACCUUCGGGCCACAUCGCU
Leguminivora glycinivorella is the source of this 6000-nucleotide messenger RNA. It is a transcript of the gene MRP, whose product is annotated as multidrug resistance-associated protein 1. Gene Ontology annotation, molecular function: ATP binding; ATP hydrolysis activity; ABC-type transporter activity. The transcript is spliced from 26 exons. Bases 350 to 4906 code for a protein of 1518 amino acids. Gene Ontology annotation, biological process: transmembrane transport. The record is from RefSeq and is a predicted model, not a curated record. Gene Ontology annotation, cellular component: membrane. Lineage: Eukaryota; Metazoa; Arthropoda; Insecta; Lepidoptera; Tortricidae.